UCUUCCAUGGUCACCAUGUGAUCCAGUCCUCUUCUUCUAACAAGCAUGAUUAUAGAUCAACAUAUGGUACUGAUAUAGUUCUUUGUGACGACGGCAAAGUCUGAAGAAUCUUUUACAGUGACAUUAAACUUCUGUUAGCGUGGAAACAGUGAAAAUUAAACAAAUGCGAAAUUCCUGAUUGAAAGGGAAUUGACAUGUUUGAGAAUUCGAAUUCGGCUAUCCGAGACACUGAAAUAGGGGCCUGCGUCGGCAGGAUGAAAAACAAAGGCCUGAGGGGUUGAGUUUGGAGGAAGCAACAUCCACUUGAGAAUAUUUUUUACGACAAUGACUUUUAUACCCUUAUGAUGUUAAUCUUUAACUGUCAAAAUCUUCGGCCAAUUCCAAAUCUCUAUUCUCACUCCAACGAGCCUCCUAAAUCUUUAUUUCAUUCCUGCCCAUAUGGCCUCCACAGCACCUCCAAUUCUUCCCAUCUCCACCGCCCAAUCCGGUUCCGCAGCUGCCACGUCAACCCAGUCCCAACCCCCGAUCGCCACUCCCGCUUUCCGAGCUCUAAUCGCCCACCUCUCCGAUUCCGUCUGCAAUGGCUUCUCCCAACGCCGUCCUUGGGCUGAACUCGUUGAUCGCUCCGCUUUCUCCAAACCCGAAUGCUUAUCCGAUGCCACCAUCCGCAUCCGCAAAAACUACUCCUACUUUCGCGUGAAUUACCUUUCUAUCCUCGCUGUUGUUCUGGCUUUCUCUCUUCUAACCAAUCCUUUCUCUUUGUUAAUUCUCCUUGGUCUUCUAGCCUCGUGGAUUUUCCUCUACCUGUUUCGUCCGUCCGAUCAGCCGCUUGUCAUCUUUGGCCGUACGUUUAGCGACCGUGAAACUCUUGGGAUCUUGGUUGUGUUGAGCGUGUUCGUGAUCUUCCUUACGAACGUUGGUUCUGUUUUGAUCUCAGCUUUAAUGGUUGGAGCUGCUUUGAUCUGUGCUCAUGGUGCGUUUAGGGUUCCUGAAGAUCUCUUUUUGGAUGAACAAGAGCCUGCCGCCACUGGUUUCUUGUCAUUCCUUAGUGGGACUGCCUCCAACGCCGCCGCUGCUACCGCCCCUGCAGUCGCCGCACGCGUUUAACUAAUUGUUGGGCAUAUUUGACAUGAUAGAAUUUGUACUUUGAUCUUUUUAAUAUAGGUCAUGGAACGGAUAUGAAGUUCUGUAUUUUAUUUUGUUCAAUCAAUUUGAUCUAAAUAGACUUUUCUUGAUCAUGGUUAAAAAUA
Messenger RNA from Mangifera indica (mango), 1250 nucleotides. RefSeq names its product PRA1 family protein B4-like. The coding region runs from base 439 to 1107 and encodes 222 amino acids. Gene Ontology annotation, cellular component: endoplasmic reticulum; Golgi apparatus. The record is from RefSeq and is a predicted model, not a curated record. NCBI's taxonomy places the organism in Eukaryota, Viridiplantae, Streptophyta, Magnoliopsida, Sapindales, Anacardiaceae. Gene Ontology annotation, biological process: vesicle-mediated transport. The transcript has a single exon.